Molecule: messenger RNA, 1125 nt
Organism: Pedinophyceae sp. YPF-701
Lineage: Eukaryota; Viridiplantae; Chlorophyta; Pedinophyceae
Source: the annotation of a GenBank genome assembly
AUGGGAUUCAAGCUGUUCGAAUUCGUUCCUCCGUCGGACGACUACGAGUCCGACGGCGAUGACGCCGGGGCUCGUGUGGGGCGAGUUCCGCCGUGGAACGGUGAGCGUGCCGCUGAGAUCAAUGGGGCGGCGGGCGGCGCGGUCGAGGCGGGAGCUCCUGCUCUAGCAGCAGCCCCGUCGUCGGCACCGGAUGGCGGUAAAGAGCAGCCUCUUCAAGGCGGACCGCCGUACGACGAAGUACUCUUCCCUCUCUGGCCACGGGGCGACGGGUCGGAUCCCUGCGACUCCUGGGCGCCCGUGGACGGCCCGGGGAGCCUGCACCCUCUCAUAGAAGCCGCGUGCGACGUGGCAGUGGACGAGCUCGCCGACGCCAUCCUGGGCCUGCCUGGCACGUCGCCGCUUCAAGCCGAGAUCCACACGGCGACGAAACACAGGAACGUCGAGGAGACGCAGUGGGCGCCGAGGACGCCGGCGGGGAUGGAGUGGGAGCGGAUGGUGUCGUUCUUCGAGGGCGGUGGGUACAGGGUGCGAGAGUGCCAGCGGUGGCUGGUGAAGCGGCCGGGAGUGCUGCACGUGUUCACGGCCUCGGUGCAGACGUUCGCGCCUUACUGCGACAAGAUGCGCACGAUGCUGCUGUACGAGAUGGUCGGCAUCGGGCCGCAGAAGACUCUUUUGCGCAUCCGGUACUACACCAAGUUCAUAGCGCCGGUCAACGGCAUGCUCCGCGGCAUCAUCAACAACGGAGCAGGGAAGGGGCUUCGCAACAGUUUUGCGGCCAGCAAGGGCGUCAUCUACGCACGAUACCCGUGCACCGACGACGCGGCGACCCUGGCGUCAGCUUGGGCGCAGGCUCGCGGCGUCCUGUCCCCUGGCGCACCAGCAGCAGCUGCAGUACCAGCGGUGCCAGCCGUCAAGGCGCCACCUCCGAGAGCGCCGCCCAGCACGACGGCGAUACUGGCGGCCGCCGUUGUCGCGGGUGUCGCGGUGGGCUCCGUGGCGUACUGGCUGAGCUCGACGCCCGAGCGGCGCUCCAUGGUGUCGGCGUGGAGGUCCACCAUCACAGACGCUGCUCUCGCGGUGCGCAACCCGUUCAACCUUGGUCUGGCGUCGACGGCGCAGCAGUGA